ACAAAAAGCCAAGCAAAAGCCGGCGGAUCCUAACCGAAUAGUCGAACCUCUCUCUGAAACUGCGAGGAGGGCGGCGGCGAUCGCUCUUGCUUUGCCCAGGCAAGUAGCCAUCACGAUGGCCAGGACCUUGAUGUACAGCAUCUAUCAUCCACCGGAGCGGGUCCGGCGGCGGAUACUCGUCGUCUCCCUGCUGAUCCGAGACCCUACAUCCGCCGCUAGGGCCGAGCAGGAGGCAGCCGACAACAACAGCGUCGUGACUGAGCCUAAGGCCGACGAGGAACCUGCGGCGAGGCGGACGCGCAGCCGUCGUGUCGACCGUCUACCGGAAGAGAUCCUGGUGUGGGAGAUCCUCGUGCGCCUUCCGGCCAGGGACAUCCUCCGCUGCCGCGCUGUCUGCCGGUCCUGGCGCCGCCUCGCUUCCGCCCCUGAUUUCCUCUUCGCGCACCACCGGCGCCAGCCGUCGCUCCCCCUGGUCGCGCUCUACAGUGGCACAUACAGUACAAAUAGAGAGGCCGGUCUCCCAAUAUUGGGGCGCGAUCGCGGCCGGCCUGUCCUUGGGUUCGACGACUACAACGACUGCGAUGGCUUCAAGCUGCACUCCGCCUGCGACGGCCUCGUCCUGGUCAGAGGGUCUGACGGUUGCUUCAACAUCUGUAACCCAGCCACGCGUCAGUGUGCUCCACUCCGGAGCCUCGACCACAUCAACCUCAAGAUAGCGGCGCUGUACCUGCACCGCCCAUCGGGCGAGUACCGCAUCCUAUACUGGAAAGAGAGCCACUGGGAUGGGAGACGGCACAAAGCAGCUGCCUGGCACAUCCUUACGGUGCAGCGGAGAAGCUUGCCGAAGUGCAUCGGAGUUCCUUCAGAUAACCCUGUAAUUGUGAAAGCUAUGAAGGCCAGGAACAGAAGGACCCCUAAUAAUGUGGACUCACCCGUCAUGUUUGGUAGCUGCCUUCACUGGAAACCUGGAUGGCUACACAACUAUGUUAGAGGCAUACUCAUUUUUGACACAGUGGUCGAGUCAUUCAGGGCCAUGUGUUGCCCAUCUGGUUCUACCAACUGCGACACUCGUUUAUGCGACGUUGAAGGUUUAAUUGGCUUUAGUUGCUUCGGCGAUGGGAGGACAGUUGCCAGAAUCUGGGUGCUGGAGGACUACGAGAGGGAGGUAUGGUCAUUCAAGUACCAUGUUAAAUUCCAGGUGGAGAGUUUAUGUCGCCAUACAGAUACCCAACAUUUCAUUUUGUCCCACAAGGGAGAUAUGUUGGUCUACAGCAUGUCCGCACGUUACAUGUUCCACUGUGACAGCACCGGCAAGUUGCUAGAGGAAUUCCGAUGGAAUCCUAUGUCACAUAAUUUGAGCAUUACUGGGCAUAGGUUCAAAGAAAGCCUUGUGGAGCAUGAGUUCUUCAUGAGGCGAGGUGCCGCCAGUGCUCGACAACCAAGUUUUUUUCAAAGGCUCUAAAUUAAGGUUGUGGCCGACCAACACCUAUGUCGAGUACUUCAAUACAAUAUGGAGAUUAAUUUUUACGCGCGGCCAAUUAUAGAAUUUGAAUUUUUCAUGAGACAUUAUUGUCCAAACACAACAUAGACACAUAUCCCGCUCUUAUUUGUGCUCCUUGAGUUCAUUUUCCUUCGGUCCUAAUGUACUAUCCAUUGUUAUCACAGUUUUCUUGGUUUCUGUACUGGUAGUGAGUUCUAAAUAUAUAUUUUCAGACCGAGAAAACAAAAAUUUAAUAUA
Molecule: messenger RNA, 1738 nt
Organism: Triticum aestivum (bread wheat)
Lineage: Eukaryota; Viridiplantae; Streptophyta; Magnoliopsida; Poales; Poaceae
Exons: 2
Coding region: 116-1462 (448 amino acids)
Molecular function (GO): protein binding
Source: RefSeq, a predicted model, not a curated record